This is a messenger RNA of Zootermopsis nevadensis, 6830 nucleotides long. RefSeq names its product Ecdysone receptor (gene EcR). Gene Ontology annotation, biological process: positive regulation of transcription by RNA polymerase II; cell differentiation; negative regulation of transcription by RNA polymerase II. Gene Ontology annotation, molecular function: nuclear receptor activity; RNA polymerase II cis-regulatory region sequence-specific DNA binding; zinc ion binding. Gene Ontology annotation, cellular component: RNA polymerase II transcription regulator complex; nucleus. The record is from RefSeq and is a predicted model, not a curated record. Lineage: Eukaryota; Metazoa; Arthropoda; Insecta; Blattodea; Termopsidae.
CAAGGUUGGCAGUAAGGGUUGUUGGUUUCUGAUAAGACGCAGGUGAUUGGCCGAAUCGGUGCGGUAAGCAGUGAAGCUUCACGUGUGGGUGGCACGUCAUACAGUCGUGCCGUAACCUUAAAAUAAUUUGUUACAAGUGAUUGUAGUCAGUUCUGUGACUAGGAUUUGUUAUAGUCUGUGCAGCAAAUUACAGAACACAAGACAGUGUUGUGCUAUGUGCUGUUUUGACUUUUAAAAUGUGACUAUUUUUAUCUCUUUUAUUGUUGGCUGUAGAGACAGUACAAGAUUUGUGAGUGAUGCAGAAUAUCUGCUUUAGAGACUGGGCGUUUCUUUCGAGUUCGUCAGGCGUAGGGAUAUGGCUGGUGUCUGGCGCAGUAAUGCCCCAAAUGAAGACUGGGGAACAAGUGGGCGGCUUUGAACUUGGAGCCAUGCCGAGUGUGUUAUUGAUUUUCGGGCCCCGUGGAUUUUGAUUUACAGCUGUAACAAUCAGUGUAUUAUAUAACAUUUAAAAAUUUGUGGUGUAAGAUACUGCUUAACACAGUUUGUCUGGAUGACUAAUCACGAAAUUAAUUGAACGAAAUAAGUGAUUUUUGUGUAUGAGAUGGUGAUUUUGCUUAGACGUCGUUAGCCGAGGCGAGUGACUAACACUGGUGGUGUGUUGUGGCAAUGAAGGAUCAACUUUGACCGAAAUACAUCGUGUUUUGGAACGUUGGUGGCGUCUGCAACAUUCAGUCGACACGACGUUCAAGAGUACUUCAGAAAGCCAUUGGAAAGUUUAAGAUGACAACCGAAUCAAACAGAGCGUCCUUGUGAACCACCCGGUGUAAUUGCUGUGAUCGGAAGUCGAUUGAGACGUCGCCCGACGUCUUCGCCUCCGCCCACUCGUCUCGUCUUCGGAGGUGGCGUCGCUAUGGAUCGCCGACGGCGGUAAUAGCCGCAACGACACCGUGAAUCGGAGAGUCCCCCACGCGUUUUCGGACUAUAUAAGCAAUUGUUUUGUGUUUGAGGGGGGCCAAGGGGUCAUGGACGUGAAGCACGAAUUAAUUUACCGCGUGGGGGGCGGAGGUGAUGGUGGUGAUGUUGGUAUUGUCGAUAGCAUCAUGAAGGCGGGACUAAGCGGUCUGGGGGCCAGUGCAAGUGGCAGUGAGUUUCUCUUGAGCAGCGUAAAAACUGAGCCCCGGGUGCACAGUCCAUGUGACCCCAGUGUAGGGACUACGGCGUCGGGGAUCGAACUGGGUCACCACCUCGCAUCUAGCGCGACGGCCACGUCGGGUGUGGCGCCAAGUAGCAGCGGGGGCGCAGCGACGUCGAAUGGAGGCUUGUUUAGUGGUAUCAGUGCAAGCAACAAACGACCUCGAGCCGAUGACUGGUUACCUUCGCCAUCUUCUGCUUCCGCGGGACAUUUACCUCCUCUCACACCCUCUCCGGGACCUCCAGGACAUCCAUACACGGUUAUCUCUAACGGGUAUUCGUCUCCACUGUCCUCUGGCAGCUACGAGCCGUACAGUCCGAACGGAAAAAUUGGUCGAGAAGAUUUAUCGCCACAGAGCAGUCUGAAUGGACACAGUUUUGAUAGCUGUGAUGCUAAGAAGAAGAAGGGACCAGCACCGCGCCAGCAGGAGGAGUUGUGUCUCGUCUGUGGGGACAGAGCGUCUGGCUACCAUUAUAAUGCACUUACCUGUGAAGGGUGUAAAGGUUUUUUCCGGAGAAGCAUAACGAAGAACGCGGUGUACCAGUGCAAGUAUGGGAACAACUGUGAAAUUGACAUGUACAUGCGGCGGAAAUGCCAGGAGUGCAGGCUCAAGAAGUGUCUCAGCGUGGGCAUGAGGCCAGAAUGUGUUGUACCUGAAUACCAGUGUGCGGUAAAAAGAAAGGAGAAGAAAGCACAAAAAGACAAAGAUAAACCAAACUCGACGACGAACGGGUCACCCGAGGUUGUGGUGAUGAAGGAGCCUGAUCCCAAGGCAGAGCCAGAGAAGUUGCCGUCGGUGAAUGGCGUGAAGCCGGUGAGUCCGGAGCAGGAAGAACUGAUACACAGGCUUGUUUACUUUCAAAAUGAGUACGAGCAACCAUCAGAAGAGGACCUCAAAAGGAUCACAAACCAGCCGACUGACGGAGAAGACCAGAGCGAUCUGAGGUUUCGUCACAUUACGGAAAUCACCAUCCUCACAGUCCAGCUGAUAGUGGAGUUCGCUAAGCGACUGCCGGGCUUCGAUAAACUGCUCCGGGAGGAUCAGAUAGCUUUACUCAAGGCUUGCUCCAGCGAGGUGAUGAUGUUCCGAAUGGCGCGGAGGUACGACGUCCAGUCAGACUCCAUUCUUUUUGCCAACAAUCAGCCAUAUACUCGAGACAGCUACAGCCUCGCAGGAAUGGGGGAGACUAUCGAGGACAUGCUGCGGUUCUGCCGGCAGAUGUACGCGAUGAAGGUGGAUAAUGCAGAGUACGCUCUUCUCACUGCCAUUGUAAUUUUCUCAGAGAGACCGUCGCUAAUUGAAGGCUGGAAGGUAGAGAAGAUCCAGGAGAUCUAUCUGGAGGCCCUGAAAGCUUACGUGGACAACCGGCGGCGUCCUCGGUCAGGCACGAUCUUCGCCAAGCUGUUAUCGGUGCUGACGGAGCUGCGUACCCUCGGCAACCAGAAUUCAGAAAUGUGUUUUUCACUCAAACUGAAGAAUAAAAAAUUACCACCAUUCCUUGCCGAGAUCUGGGACGUCAUCCCUUAGUGUCGCUGCCGCAGCAGACGUGAGCGUUGUUAUAGUUAGUACAGCGAUCGUAAAGCGCCAUUACUUUUGGGCUUUGGUGUAAGGGAGGUACAAAUCAGUAAGGGAAUAUACGCUGCUUUUGAACCAAAUUGACUCCCAUGCCGAUCUGUAAUCGCCUGGAAAUUAUUCGUCUAUGAAGGGCACUGAAGUACUAAUAAACCUCAUGGAAAUUAAAUUGAAUGGCGUCUGAAUAACGAAGCCUCAAUGCACUUUUUAUAAAGUGAUCUACAGUUUCUGAAUUUGCGCUGUACACAAUUUUAGAUUGUACAGAUGAGUCUGAGUCAUAAUAUUCCAAUCCAGGGGUGAGUAAUCUGCACUCCAUGGGCUUAUGUGACCCAUCACAUGAUUCAGGAAUUGGCCGUUGCUGCAAACAAAAAUUUUUGCUGCUGAGCUCACGAUAUACAUCGCCCUUAUCUCAGCGUAAGGCCGAACAGUUCCAAAAGAAAAUAUAUUUAUGAAACAAAGAAUUGUGAAGAUGUAGACCUGUAAUAUUAAAUCGCAUUAUUGCACAAAGGUACAUUGUUCUGUCGUUCAAACGUGCGACAUUUGACGAGACAAUACAAAAAUUUCUGUGAUACAAAUAACUGAAGUUUUAUAAAAUUCACAAUGACUUGUGUGAAAACCUUGAGAAAGGUAACCGAGAACUUGCUUAAAAUAAAUAGAUUUUAAAUUUAAUACCCGGUAUCCUCUUCAUGGUAAAAAAAUCCAGUUUCACUCGCUGUCCUCAUCAUAGUUUUUGAAGAUGCGGUUGGCUAGCGUGGCCCACAGUAUUCAAAGGGUGCCAGCCCCUGUUCUAAGCCACAGAAUCUCAGUUUACUUCAUUUGCGGUUUUGAUUAUCUACCGUUUGACUUCGUUGGUGCCGAGGAGGACGUAAAUUUGGUUCCUGAUAAUUGCAUAUUUUCUUUUUUGUGGCGUGCACGUAAGACUGGUUUAUUAAAACUGAAUUUGUUCACUGCAAAAUUUUUGUUCAAGAAAGCAGCCGAGACAAAUUUUUGCUUGGCCAUCAGAUAAAGCGUCCACUCGCGCAGAGAUUCAUCCGCUGCAGUGACAAAGGAUGACUUAUGCGUGCCAUCAUUAUUGUGAACUUCCAAAGCUCAGAAAUCAUUUACAAAGGAAAACAUAUCCAUAAUCUUGUCUCGUCGAUGGUUCAAAGUCGAAACAAUUUUGUUUCGUAUUUAUUCACUGUUCAGUGAAUCGCAUACGCGUUCCUUUGCGUAAGAGACUGCGAACUAGACUUCUGUGGCCUUCAUGGAGAUAAAUAUUCUGUCAGAAACAAACUGUGUGUGAUUGAAGGAAUUCCAGAAGUUGAACAGAUUAGUGAAUCGAUAUGCCAACUUUUCAUCAUCAAGUUGUGUAUUUCUUAUCGGGAAUCAUAACAGGAUGCUUUAACUUAGAAUUACGUAUUUCGCCCAAAAAGGUUAUGCACGAAACUUUUCUUCUUUUUCAAAAAUCUCGUGACACUUGUAUUUUAAUAUUACCUUAAACACAUUCCCUGCCAGUAUUUAACCCUUGAUGCUCAAGCAGAUAAGAUAUUAUCCAACUUAAGGCAAGAGGAUAAAUUUCAAGCUGUGGAGCCUUUUGAUAAAUGUGAAUGAGGGGACAUUUUUUGACCCUGUGGUGUUCCUUCAGAAGCCCUCACUUUUGGAACAGACGGACUGGUCCCAUUUUAGGUUGCUGAGAGCUGAUGAGGUAGAGUCGGCAUUCUGGAUCAUAUGGACUUGAAAGUCAGCGGUUUGGCCGUCAGUGCCACGACGGUAGUUUUUCGCGUCUGUGCCACCGAGUGCCAAGAGCAUAUGCAUGUGGUAGAUACAGUUUAAUGUGAAACUUAUCUUCCUAAUGGCAUAAUUUAUGUCAGUGUGAAGGUUUUGUUACUUCUUUGUUCAAAUAUGAAAUGGCAAGCAGAAGUUACUUCACACUUUAAACUCUCUUCAGUUUCAGAAAUUCAUUAUUUUGAAUUUGCUUCUGACUCCGAACAAGGAGAAUGAUCGAUUCACUUCUGCUGUGUGUCCGUUCAUCGUGCUUCAUCGUAGAUGCAGGUUGAUUUCACAACUUGUUCAUGAAACUUUACUGGCGAUGCGUGCAUUCCUUUGAAAACACGAGUUUACUUUCUGGCAGAAUGGUGGCAAUAUUCUGUUGACAAAUGAUUAGGGACGACGUUUUUGACGCACUUGAAGAGUUAUAUUCGGUUAGGAGAUUUUCUUUUGUUUGAUUUGUACAUAUUUUCUAAAUGACGUAAGUUUCGACUACAAUGAACUUAAUUUUUUAUAUUUGAAACUAAGAUGUACCCACGGACUAAAAUUUGAAGCACUGAAAACCUUUUGUGUUAACUGUAAUUGUGCAUUGCUAUAUAUAUAUAUAUAUAUACAUACACACAACACGCAAAAAGGGUACUUGGAUAAAGAAUUCCUUAGUUUCAGUAUAAAUUAAGAUGAAUUUGAUAUUUAAAAUUAGACACAAGAAGAGUUUCCUCCUCAAAUGGCGGAAUGUAACUUCGAGUUCCUAGCGUUGGAAAUGAUGCAGCCUGAAAUUCCAAUCAGGCAUCUGUUAAAACGUGUACAGAAGGUAACAGAUACCUGAGUGGAUAGUAGAAGCAACUGCUUGAAGCGCGGCCUUCGGAGUGGAUUCCAAAGGAGAUCACGCAUUGAAUGCGCUCGUUGGACUGACGCUUACGUGUUUAUAUAGUUUCUUAAUUCAUUUAGGCCUAUCAGUGUUUUUGCACGACAUUGGUUUGGCAUCUCUUCGCUGUUCCUACUAUAAUAAUGUGAAAACUGAAAAUACUUAACGGUUGUGAUAUUGAUCGAUUUCUGUUCGUUCUUUUUCGGAGGUGAGAGACAAUGGAAGAUAUGUGUAACAAUUGUAGUAUCUUCCUAAAACACCACCAAAAUGCAGGCUGUGAAAAAAAAACUGUUUUCUGUUUCGUAAAAGUCGAGUUACUGAGAAUGGGGAAGGAUAGAGCAUGAGAGAAAUAUGGAUGGAAGUUUGUUUUUAAAUUUGAAACAGAGUCUAUGUUAUUAUGUAUCAAAUAAGAUGUGGUUGUCAGUAGUUUGUGUAAAUGCAGAAAGCGAAGAAGUGUUGCAUAAUACUUGUUAAAAGGAAACAAAUUUGUUCAUUUAUUGUUUUAUGCAGAGAAUUAUUUAUACACGAGGAUAAGUGGGUGUGAAAAGAGAAGUUGGAGGAGUUUUGGGACACAAAUCCGGUGCCUUUUUCAAGUCAGAGUAAGAGGUUAGAGCAUAAGGUGCAGUGGAGUGAAAUUGCGCCGUGGUGUUUUGAAAGGUGCUGAUUUUUGUGCGCUGGGGAGCUAUGGACUUGGACCCUGCACAUAGUUUCCUCUGUAAUGAAAACAACGUGAAGUGAUAGUAAGAAGAAAAUAACCGUCCGUUUUUAAAUAUGAUGUAAAGUAAAUCAAUAGUUUAUUCAGGUGACAUAAUAUAUAUGAUAAUAUGAGUAGAAAUAAAAUCCUUAAAAUAUUAAGUGAAAAAGUGCUAUUGUUUAUAUUCAGUAUAAAUUGCAAGGGUCAUCAGUUACGUUUCCACAAGGUUUGUUUGUUUGUUUGUUUGUUUCUGUCCUGGGACUGCAGUUCGACUUGCAACGUACGAACUGCCUCAUGGGAUCGACGAUCUGGCGCCGUGUCUUAGAAGAGAGGCGUUCUCUGCGAACAGACGUUUCUCGCGCGAACUUGAAUCGGACAUUUUUGAGUCCAAAAUGCACGUGUGCCGGAAUUAAACUUUACUUCUGAGAGAGUGGAAACUAAUCAAAGUCUGGGAACUGGAAGGAACUUUGUGCUGGAGAUGUCACAUGAUAAUGAAUCAAGAUCUUCUGCGUAAUAAGAUUUGUGGUUUAAAAUGAUCAUCCUCAUGUCCUUCCUGCUUUGGAAGUGGUCAUUGCAAGAGUGAUAAAUCUUUAACGAGAUUUGUUUUUAGACGUACAUAUUACUACAGUUUUUUACACACUACUCCCAUAUUACUGCUGUCCUGCCUGAUGCGGAGAAAUAAUUCCAUUUCUUUGAAUGUUUAUCGCACUGUACUAAACGACCUGUUAACCAAGGCCAUUAAAAGCUGUCAUGGUUUCGA